AUGUCAGGCCUCGCCAAGCCCAUACCGGCCCUGUAUGCUGUCUACGUUCUGCGGUCUACCGUGAGGCAUGCAUCGAUCUACGUCGGAUCCACGCCAAAUCCGCCCAGGCGGCUCAGGCAACACAACGGCGAGGCCAAGGGCGGCGCGGUGCGCACGUCACGCGAUUCGCUCCGGCCCUGGGAGAUGGCCAUUGUGGUCUCUGGAUUCCCGAGCUCGAUAGCAGCUUUGAAGUUUGAAUGGGCCCUCAACAAUCCGCAUCUCACAACUCAUAUACCAAAGGACGAACGCAUCACGGUGGCUACGCAGCGGAAGAAAAGUGGCAUGCCCAAGCGAAGCCCGCAUACCCUCAAGUCCAUUGUUUCGAACCUUCACCUCCUUACCCGGGUGCCGAGCUUUUCACGAUGGCCGCUCAACUUGCAUUUCUUUACUCCGGACGCUCACAAAGCAUGGGACCACUGGACAAAGGCGAGCAAGAUUCCCGUGUCUUCGAGCUUGAGGAUUUUGACCGACUUUGGUUCAUCUGCGGGUGACUCGUCGACGACUUCCUAUGGGAUUCACGCCUUACCGCUGGAUUACUCUUCGAUGCAGGAGUACAUUGAGAAGACGCACAACGUGGUUUCUUUCGAGAGGCAAGGACGGUGUGUCCAUUGCAACGCAGAGAUGCAGCCUGAUGAAGGAUUGUACGCAAUGUGCCCCAACGAGGGCUGCGAGGCCAUGGGGCACAUCGACUGCUGGAGCAGGCAUGCCCUGGCCAGCGAUGAUCCAGGGGCCGUGAUACCGAAUAGGUGUAAAUGCCCUUCGUGCCGCGGCGAGAUACGCUGGGGGGACAUGAUGAAGGAGCUGAGCUUGCGGACGCGGGGGGCUGGUGAGGUGGAGAAGCUGCUGAGGAAGAGGAAGCGGGCGAAGAAGGACUCGUAA
Messenger RNA from Trichoderma reesei QM6a, 918 nucleotides. RefSeq lists its product as uncharacterized. Lineage: Eukaryota; Fungi; Ascomycota; Sordariomycetes; Hypocreales; Hypocreaceae. Bases 1 to 918 code for a protein of 305 amino acids. The record is from RefSeq and is a predicted model, not a curated record. The transcript is spliced from 2 exons. Gene Ontology annotation, biological process: double-strand break repair via homologous recombination. Gene Ontology annotation, cellular component: Slx1-Slx4 complex. Gene Ontology annotation, molecular function: 5'-flap endonuclease activity; crossover junction DNA endonuclease activity.